Molecule: messenger RNA, 1058 nt
Organism: Prorocentrum cordatum
Lineage: Eukaryota; Dinophyceae; Prorocentrales; Prorocentraceae
Source: the annotation of a GenBank genome assembly
CAGGCGCGGGCGGCCGCCACGGCGCGGGGCGCCGCGGCGGCGGCGGAGGCGGUGGACUUCCGCCAGGGCGUCGGCGCUGCGGCGGCCGCUCGGGUGGGCGGCGGCGUGGAGAUCCUGCUCGUGCCGUGCCUCAGCGACAACUACGCGCCCGUGCUGCACGACCCCGCGACGGGCGCGACGGCCGUGGUGGACACGCCCGAGGUGGGCCCCAUCCUGGCCGCGAUCGAGGAGAGGGGUUGGAAGCUGACGCACAUCCUGAACACGCACCACCACCACGACCACGCCGGGGGCAACGAGGAGCUGAAGCGGAGGACCGGCUGUGUGGUGAUAGGCCCUGCUGGGGAGGCGGAGCGCAUUCCCGCGAUCGACACGCCCGUGGGGCAGGGUGACACGGUGAAGGUCGGCUCGCUGGAGGCCGAGGUCCUCGAGGUCGGCGGCCACACGGCGGGGCACAUCGCCUACCACUUCCCGCGGCAGCGCGCGGCCUUCGUCGGCGACGCCCUCUUCGUGCUGGGCUGCGGCCGGAUGUUCGAGGGCACGCCGGCGCAGUUCUGGGAGUCGCUGCUGAAGCUGCGGGCCCUGCCAGACGACACGGUGGUCUACUGCGCGCACGAGUACACGGAGGCCAACGCCCGCUUCGCCACGCACCUCGGCGGCAUCCCGCGGCUGCCAGAGCGCGUGUCCGCGAUCUCGGAGCUCAGGGCCGCCGGCCAGGCCACGGUGCCUACGCUGCUCGGCCACGAGAAGGAGACGAACCCCUUCCUGAUGGCGGACUCCGACGCGGUGCGGGCCGCCGCUGGCGUGCCGGCGGGCGCCACUCCAGUGGAGGUCUGGGCCGCCGUGCGCCGGCAGAAGGACAGCUUCUGACCCGCGCAGCCCCCCGUCGGGCCGCCUCUGCCCGGGGCGGCCCCGGGCCCGAAGAGAGCGGGCGAGGCACGGCGGUCGCUCGGCGCCACAUCCUUCGGGGGCGGCAAACUCACCAAGCACCCCGCCAGCUUGUCGGCCAGUGGCCCGCGCGCGCCUGACGACGCGUAGAUUUUCGGCCGCGCUCGGGUGAA